UUUUGAAAGAAUUUUCACACGUCUAUUCUAGAGUUAAUAUUAUUCCAGACGCACAUGACGUCUUGAAUCGAGCACAUUAAAAGAGAAUUCGCUUUAUAAACUACUCGGGAAACCUCGUUACCAAUUUUUUUCAAAAACUCAAAAAUUGUUAUUUUCCUACUUAGUGAAAAAAACUCAAACCCAAAUUUUUUACAUAUUUUCUAUCCAUGCAAAUGUUGAAUUCAAAUUAGCUGUAAGGUUUUGGAAAGAUAACUGAAAAGUUACCGUCACAAUAAACCGUAUAAUGGAUUUCGAACAGCAUAAAUCUGUAAGUGGAAUAACGAAAUCUAUAAUUCCGGUUGCGCAUGUCCGUAAUCUUGGAGCUUUUCGAAUCAGCUGAUACGAGCGCUGUGUCCAAGCUGUGUCUGAAAAUCCGGCAUAAGCUGCUCGAGCUCUACUACGUUAUGCUUUAUGCUCAAUGGAUGAAUUUGACUGUGUGUUUAUGUAUGUGUGUGCGUGCGUCUACACGUAGGAAGAACGAACGUGAUUUUCGUACCUACUGGUUAAUUGUAAAUUGACAUUCUUGCAGUCUCGGAACUUUGCAUGUUCUUCUUUAUGUCAAAGAGAAAGCGGUUAUGUGAUUUUUUUCGUUAUUAUCUAGUCAUUCUGUGAUACGGUAUUAUCCAGGACGAAUUUUCAUAUGUGUAAAUACGAGCUGUUAUAUGUGUUAUAAUUGUCAUAAAGUGCUUACGUUCAAACGUUACUGUUCUGCUAUAUUGGUUCUUCAAACUUUCCUUCAUCGUGAAGAAUUUCAAUUGCCGCGAAGCAUUAAUUAACCAUUCGCAAAUAUGACCUUGAACACCGACGUUUACAAUGAUUUAUAUCUAUACGCAACACCAGAAAAGUUCUAUGUUGAGCCAGUGGGUACAAAAGUUUUGCUGGUAAUUGAUCGAGUGAGUCAGCAAAUCUAUACGCAAGUUGGGACUGCCAGUCAAAUACCACAAACAGCCAGUAGACGAAAAAUAUGGGGUAUCAUUGGAACAAUUCGUCUUUUGGCUUGCCGUUACAUGAUUGUUAUAACGGAAGCGGAAAGAGUUGGAAGCAUCGCUGGUCAGGAUAUUUUUAAAGUUGUAUCUACAGAAAUUCUGCCGUAUUCAAAAUCUCUACUCCACUUGAGCGAAAAACAAAUCCAAAACAAUACAACGUAUCUUGAAAUGAUUAAAAUGGUUUUGAAUGAGCCAUAUUUUUACUUCAGUUACACCUAUGAUCUAAGUCACACGAUGCAACGUUUGCACAACACACCACCCGAAUUUCUCCAGAUGCCUCUACACGAUCGAGCAGAUCCGCGCUUCGUGUGGAACGCUUAUCUCCUUCAAGAUCUCACAGCACGACCGGAACAUCAUAAAUUUUGCUUACCCAUUAUUCAUGGGUUCGUAUCUUUAAAUUCUUUCGUCGUGAACGGUGUUGCAUUUACCUGGGGUAUCGUAUCUCGUAGGAGUGUUCAUCGUGCUGGAACGAGGUUGUUUUCUCGAGGUAUAGACUCGAACGGGAAUGUGUCAAAUUACGUCGAGACCGAGCAAUUGGUCGAAGCAAAUGGCGACCGAAGUUCCUUCGUACAAACAAGAGGUUCCAUUCCGUUGUUUUGGCAACAAGCGCCCAAUCUUAAGUACAAGCCACGACCUCAAUUGAGUCCUCACGAAGAUCAUCAGAUCGCUUGCUCCAGGCAUUUCGACGCACAAAUAUUUCAUUACGGCAAACAAAUCUUAGUCAAUUUGAUUGAUCACCGCGGCGCUGAAGAUGUUCUCGAAAAGUCUUAUCGCGAGAUGGUGUCACGAAUAGGCAAUCAGAAUGUGCGUUACGAAGCGUUUGAUUUCCACGCUGAAUGUCGUCACAUGCGAUGGGAUCGAUUGAAUGUCCUGAUGGAUCGUUUAUCCCAUGAUCAAGAACAAAUGGGUUAUUUCCUGCUUUCUAAAGACGGUGCACUGCUCUCCGUUCAAGAUGGUGUAUUCCGUACCAAUUGUAUAGAUUGUUUAGAUCGAACAAACGUUGUUCAGAGUAUGUUGGCGAAACGAGUUCUUAACGAAGCUUUAUCGAGGCUUGGAAUUCUUCGAAAUAUCGAUGAACAUCCGUCCCUCGAGCAUUUAUUUAAACAGGUGUGGGCGGACAAUGCAGAUAUAUUGAGCAUCCAAUAUUCCGGAACCGGUGCACUAAAGACCGAUUUUACGAGGACGGGCAAGCGCACGAAAUGGGGUGCUUUGCGAGACGGCAUUAAUUCAUUGACGAGAUAUUACAAGAAUAACUUUGCCGAUGGUUUCAGACAGGACGCACUGGAAGUUUUUCUGGGACGAUACAUAGUACAAGAAGGGGAAAGUUUAACGAUGCGGUGCCCUUUGGAAACCGAGAGAAAUUGGCGUUACGCCACGUUUCCACUUGUUCUGCUUGUUGCGUCGUCGAUGCUUGUCGCCCACAUUAUAUUGCCCGCGAGAUACACGACCGAAGCACUGCUAUACAUUCUUUUUUGGGGCGCUAUGGUGGCCGGUACAUUUGCGACAGUUAUCCAUCAUGGCAAGCAAUACGUCGACAAACCAAAAUUAUUAUAGUCGUCGUUUGCGAGCCGCGCUUCGCCGUGAAAUUUAUCAUUGUCCAAAUCAGAUGUGCGUGUAUACGAAAUUAUAUACGUUUACACAUCUGUGUUCGUUCAUGCGCUGUAUCAUUUUCAGGUGGACUGGGUAGGAAAAAUCAAGAAAAACGAAACUACAUAAUCCGUGAAUUUAUGUAGAAUUAUUCUGGAAUUUUGUGUGUUAAUCAUGUAAUUGUACAGCGAGAGACAAACUGCAUUAGAAGUGUAUUGAACUGAUCCGUCUUUUUUUUUUUUAUUCAAGUUACCCUAAAAUAACUAUAUACCCCUUUGCGUGUAAAAAGGAGUGAGAUACCAAUUGCGAGUAAAAUGUGGACAUGAAUAGAAACUGAGACCCCGAUAUAAAUAAAGUUCGCAAUUGUAGAGCCAAAGUAAACGCAAUGGUGCUAAAGUUCUCACAUUGGGAAUAAAAUUUUGUUGUCUCGAACAAACAGUUCUUUUAACCGGAAGCUUUGAGUCUAUUUUGGCAACAAAAUAUUUAUGUUUAUGUAACAAAAAAUAAUACAAAUAAACUAAUCCAUUUAUUCAUUCCAUUCGAUAA
Venturia canescens is the source of this 3158-nucleotide messenger RNA. RefSeq names its product Sac1 phosphatase (gene Sac1). Gene Ontology annotation, molecular function: phosphatidylinositol-4-phosphate phosphatase activity. Lineage: Eukaryota; Metazoa; Arthropoda; Insecta; Hymenoptera; Ichneumonidae. The transcript is spliced from 8 exons. Gene Ontology annotation, cellular component: endoplasmic reticulum. The record is from RefSeq and is a predicted model, not a curated record. The coding region runs from base 828 to 2579 and encodes 583 amino acids. Gene Ontology annotation, biological process: phosphatidylinositol dephosphorylation.